AUCAGGGUGCUAGGGCACUAGUGCGCUCCGCGGCGGAGUUCGCUGUGCUUCAACUUCCGGUCUGGCCCGGCAGCGGCAGUACAUCUUGAACUACGCUGGGUGUUAGGGUUUGUGGACAGGCCGCAGUAACGCGUAGUAACGCCGCAGUAGUCUAUGGUUUUAGGUUAUCAUGACACUGCACACCAAACAGACUUUUAAUGAAAAUGGAAUUGCUUCAAGGAAAAAUGAAAUGCAAACUCUGCAAAAAGAGGAGGAAACUGGAGAAACACUCAAACGUCGACGGACUGCAGUGGAAGUGCCGACGUAAAAAACACAGAGGGAAAACGACGAAGAAGUCAGUGAGGUGUGUGUCCCUGUUUGAGAGGAGCAAAUUAUCCUUGUUCAGCUGGAUGAAAUACAUUUACAGAUUUUCCCAGGGACUGCAGCUAAGGCAAAUGGACAUGCUGCAGGAUGGCGUGGCAGGAAGCAGUCGCACGCUGUCAAAAAUGAGCCAGAAGUUGAGGAAGGUCUGCAAGCGUGCAAUCAAGAGGAGAGAAAGGAGGGGAAAGCAAAGACUUGGAGGACCAAAUGAAUUUGUCAUGCUGGACGAAAGCAACUUCUACCACAAAAGGAAGUAUGGUAGGGGAAGAUUCGGUCCUACGUGGAGGAGGAGAAAAUGGGUCUUUGGUAUGCUGGGCAUCAGAGGAACAAGGAGAAGACCUAUCCUGAGGCUGGUGAAACAGAGAUCGAGGCGCCACUUAAUUCCUCUGGUCACAAAAUACGUUCGCCAAGGGACCACGGUGAUAACGGACAUGUGGAGGGCAUACAUCACUGCAAUCACAGAAAGUGGCUUUGUCCAUUUCUCUGUGAACCACAGCCGUUCAUUUGUGAACCCAGUCACAGGAGCCCACACCCAAAACAUUGAGCGGGCUUGGUCAACAUACAAGUCACAGGUCUGGAGACUGCGAGGAAACCGCACAGAGAAGACUCUGAAGAGUCAUCUUGCUUUCAUCGAGUGGACACAUUGGCUGGCAAAUAAACACAAAGAUGGUCCCUUAGGCAGAUUGCUGCAUGACAUACGCCGCUUUUACAAGUUCUGAAAGCAACCUCCUUUUUGUUAUUAGUGUGCUUUGGAUUGUUGUUUAAAUAAAAAUGUAAACUUGA
Messenger RNA from Trematomus bernacchii (emerald rockcod), 1143 nucleotides. RefSeq lists its product as uncharacterized. The transcript has 4 exons. Lineage: Eukaryota; Metazoa; Chordata; Actinopteri; Perciformes; Nototheniidae. The coding region runs from base 198 to 1079 and encodes 293 amino acids. The record is from RefSeq and is a predicted model, not a curated record.